AUGGAGCUUACUAUGGAGAAUCUGCACAGCCUCUCCUCGCACUCCCAGGUGGGAGACCUGAUGAGCUCUCCUCACGCGCGGCCGUCGCCUUCCCCGAGCUCCACUCCCCGGAAUUUGGUCUCGCACAAUCCCGGCGCACGGUCAGCCAUGGUGUCCGGCAUGGCCUCGCUCCUGGAGGGUUCCGGCGGAGACUACCGGACUGACUCGUCUGCGCUGUCUGGACACCUGCAUCCCUCCAUCAGCAUGUGCGAGACCGGGAUGAGCCUUAGCAACACGUACACCACGCUGACCCCUCUGCAGCAUCUACCUCCCAUAUCCACCGUGUCAGAUAAGUUCCACCACCCGCACUCACACCACCAUGCUGCCGCCCAUCAGCGACUCUCGGCCGGGAACGUAAGCGGCAGCUUUACGCUGAUGCGAGACGACCACCGGGGACUCGCCUCUAUGGGUAACCUAUACAGCCACUACCCCAAAGAGAUGUCCGUGUCCGGAAUGGGUCAUGGCUCGCUCUCACCUCUUUCAGGCGGGCUGGGCUCUUUGCACAACUCCCAGCAGCCGCUCUCUGCCUAUGGCCCCAGCGCGCACCUCUCCACCGAUGCCAAGAUGCUCUCUCCUGUAUCCGGCUUUGAGUCCCACGCCUCCAUGCUGUCCAGAAGUGACCAAGAGCACCUGGCCAGGAGUUUAGGGGGGCACGGUCAUGGUAUGAUCUCCAACCUUAACGGCAUGCACCAUCAUCCGCACAGUCACCUCCACUCGCAGGCAAACGGCGCGGUGAUGUUGGGGGACCGGGAGAGGCACGUCCACGGAGGCGGGCAGGGAGUAACAGGGUCAAGUGUCCAGGCGGAGGAAAUCAACACAAAAGAGGUGGCUCAGCGGAUAACGGCAGAGUUAAAGCGAUACUCCAUUCCGCAGGCCAUAUUCGCACAGAGAAUCUUGAGCCGGUCGCAGGGAACCCUCUCAGACCUACUCCGGAACCCAAAACCUUGGAGUAAACUCAAGUCAGGCCGCGAGACCUUCAGAAGGAUGUGGAAGUGGCUGCAAGAGCCCGAGUUUCAGCGGAUGUCCGCUUUGCGGUUGGCCGCAUGUAAGCGGAAGGAGGAGGACCGAGGACGAGAGCGUAACCAGGUGCCAAAGAAGCAGCGACUGGUCUUCACAGACCUGCAGCGUCGUACCUUGGUAGCAAUCUUCAGAGAGAACCGCCGGCCCUCCAAGGAGAUGCAGAUCACCAUCUCGCAGCAGCUGGGCCUAGAGCUUUCUACUGUCUCCAACUUCUUCAUGAACUCACGCCGCCGCUGUACGGACCGCUGGGACACAGAGGAGCUUGGUCAUGGACUGCACGGCCACGGGCACACCCCUCAUGGGAACAGCGGCAACAAUAACUCCUCACCCAUCCAACCUGGUACCUCCUCUGCUACCACUUUCUCCAAGGCCUGAUGGAGGCAAGGCAGACUGUUAAACACAUGCAUGGAGGAUGGAGGGGUGGGGGCGUUUUUCAUAAAGCAGGAGGUUCUAAUUCCUGUCCUGCUGAGCUACAGGGUGUGUAGCUUCAAACC
Notolabrus celidotus (New Zealand spotty) is the source of this 1553-nucleotide messenger RNA. It is a transcript of the gene onecut3b, whose product is annotated as one cut homeobox 3b. Gene Ontology annotation, biological process: regulation of transcription by RNA polymerase II. Gene Ontology annotation, cellular component: nucleus. NCBI's taxonomy places the organism in Eukaryota, Metazoa, Chordata, Actinopteri, Labriformes, Labridae. Gene Ontology annotation, molecular function: RNA polymerase II cis-regulatory region sequence-specific DNA binding; DNA-binding transcription factor activity, RNA polymerase II-specific. The transcript is spliced from 2 exons. The coding region runs from base 1 to 1434 and encodes 477 amino acids. The record is from RefSeq and is a predicted model, not a curated record.